Suillus paluster is the source of this 880-nucleotide messenger RNA. Its product is annotated as signal peptidase 22 kDa subunit. Gene Ontology annotation, cellular component: membrane; signal peptidase complex. The record is from RefSeq and is a predicted model, not a curated record. The transcript has 5 exons. Gene Ontology annotation, biological process: protein targeting to ER. NCBI's taxonomy places the organism in Eukaryota, Fungi, Basidiomycota, Agaricomycetes, Boletales, Suillaceae. The coding region runs from base 114 to 650 and encodes 178 amino acids.
UUCACGGCCACGUGUACAGUACUGUCGUGACGUCGCACCAGUGAAUCGUUUGUUCCUUCAUUCAAAACGGUUGGUAUUCCAGCUCCUUCAUCCUCUCUAGCGCACAUUACAAGAUGCAUAGCAUUUACGCUCGUGCAAAUGGUGUAUCUGGUCUUUGGUCAACGUGUGUUAUGGCUUUACUUGCGGCUGUAGCUCUUUCCUCCUUCCUCUUCAAUGCGAAUCCUCAGGGUAGCCUGGAUAUUGUCUCCCUGAAGGUGUUCCACUCCAAAACGAGGCGCUAUCCUUUCAGAAACGAGGAAAUUGGUUUUGUUAAAUUUAACGUUUCGGCUGACUUCACACCACUUUUCAACUGGAACACGAAGCAGCUAUUCUUGUACCUUGAGGCCGAGUACGCAAACGCACAAGGGGUCAAUAACACGGUUGUUGUCUGGGAUCGCAUUGUGCGGAGAAAAGAGGACGCCAUAGUCGACGUUGUACAGAAAGACAAGUACAGACUUCGCGAUCUGUCGGGUUCUUUCAGCGACGUACUUCCCGCUCAAUAUUCCCUUAAAUACAAUGUCAUGCCGUAUGUUGGCAUGCUCAGCUAUGGAGAAGCUGCCCGCACGCUGGAGCCUAUCGACUUUCCUGACGCCCGAGACUCUGUGUCAUAACCGUCACUUACCAACUUAGACUCGAUGUCACCAGAGGUAGCCUAGCGUCACGAUCUAGUUACAUAACUACAUCCCUUGGGUAUCGAGUCUUGAACUACUUUUUACGACGAGAUUUGAGUAUUAUAUUUGAGAGCAAAAUCAUGCAAGUCGUGUAUGUACUUGUGUUUGCUGGAGUCUAGGACCGAGUGCAAGGUCUAUAUUUCUCGGAGAGACAUUUUAGCGAGCUCAAC